GUGGAAUUACGCAGUCUUCAACUUUUCCACUGCAUCCUUCAUCGUCAUGGGUGCCCAAGACGGUCUAUCUGGCAGUGCGCCACCUCCACUGGAGCCGGCGCUCCUCGCACCAACUUCGUCGAUCCAGGACCCACCCGCACAUGAAUCCGUCGCCACGCCCAAACAAAUCGACGACGACGACGUGUACGUUGACAUCACCGAAGGCGGCGUUCGAGGCGCCGAGUUGUCCAAGUCCGGCGGCCGCACAACGUCAUACCGAAGUCUGCAUCGCACAUCCUCCCGCCAGCGCCUGUCGCGGCUCGAGUCUCGCAUCCACCCCGAGCACGCCAAGGCCCUGCUGCCCACGACCGCGCUGUACAUUUCCGUCAUGAUUGCGCUCAUCGGGUCGUUCCAAACCGGGUGGUUGCUCACGCAACUCAACUACCUUCCGUUUCACUCGGCCAAGACGUGCGCGGCUAUUCCCAUCGCGCCCGACACAUGCAUCAUGUUCCCUGGUCAUUCCAAGAACGAAUGGACCAUGACCGUCACGGGAUGGGUCGUCGGUGCCGCGCUCGGCGCUGUCCUCAGCAGCAUCCCCGCCGACAAAUUCGGUCGCAAGAAGACCAUGUUCCUCAACGCGUUCAUCAUGAUCGUGGGCGGCGCCGUCCAAGCCAUCGCCCAAGACCCGUACGUAUUUGCCCUCGGGCGCCUCUUCUCAGGGAUCGCCACCGGCACCGUGAUCAACGUUAGCAACGUGCUCAUCAGCGAGAUCUCCCCGUGCCAAAUGCGCGGGCUGUUCUCCACGGGGCUGCAAGUAGGCGUGGCCCUCGGGUCGCUCUUCGUCACGACCACCCAUUACAUUAUCGGCACCGGCGACAUCGCGUGGCGGUUCAUGGUGGGGUGCCCGAUCGUGUUUGGCGCGAUCCAAGUGGUGCUCAUGCCGCUCAUGGUGCAAUCCCCUGUGUGGCUCGUCGGGCAGGGCCACGUCGACGACGCCGCGCUCGCCAUGAAGAAGCUGUACAAACCAACCAACUACGAGGCCAUCCUCAACGCCCUCGUCUCAUCGCACGAAGAAGAGCAGAAGGAGGUCGCCGACGUCAAGCCGUGGGCCGCCAUGGUGUCCAAGAAGUACCGCCUCCAACUCAUCAUCGCCAUCCUCGUGUGCGCGUCGCACCAGAUCACGGGCGUGAACGCUAUCAUGUACUACUCGGCCACGAUCUUCAACAACGCCGGCAUCACCGACCCCCGCGUCGCCAACACGAUUAUCAACGUCAUCCGGCUCAUCUCGGUCGUUGUCGUUGCGAAGAUCAUGGACAAGUUCAAGCGCAAGACCAUGCUUAUCACGGGCAUGUCCGUCAUGGCGGCCGCGUCGGGGGGGCUUGUGCUAUCGCUCGUCAACUCGUGGUCCGCGCUCGCCGUGACCUCCGUCGGCGUGUACAUCGCCGCGUGGGGCUUCUCCAUCGGACCCAUGGCGUGGAUGGUCGCAGCGGAGCUCUUCCCCGACUACCUCCACGCGAACGCCGGGUCGGUCGGCACCAUGUUCACAUGGGUGUCCAACUUCUUCGUGGCCGUGUUCUACCCCGUCCUGGCCUCCGAGGACAGCUUGGGCAACUACGCGUUCCUCAUCUUUGUCGGCAUUUUGGUGCUGCUCAUCACGUUCAUCGCUGUGGUCGUGCCGGAGACGUCACACAAAACGUACGUCGAGAUCGCGUCUUCGUUUGGCAUCCAAGAAAAGCCCCACGAAGAUGACGGCGGCCACGACAUUUGGGCCACGCCCCGCGUGAGCCAUUACUCGGCGUUUGACGAGCCCAACCACGACGACAAGCAGCCAGACACCCCCCCCGCUCCAGACAAACUGGCGGUGACUUCAACAAGUGGCCCUUAAGAUUAAUAUAGUAUACAUAUAUAUUGUGAAUUCGCUAUAAACUUCAAAA
Molecule: messenger RNA, 1913 nt
Organism: Aphanomyces astaci
Lineage: Eukaryota; Oomycota; Saprolegniomycetes; Saprolegniales; Verrucalvaceae
Exons: 1
Coding region: 47-1864 (605 amino acids)
Biological process (GO): monosaccharide transmembrane transport
Cellular component (GO): membrane
Molecular function (GO): hexose transmembrane transporter activity
Source: RefSeq, a predicted model, not a curated record